Messenger RNA from Epinephelus moara (kelp grouper), 5132 nucleotides. It is a transcript of the gene inpp4b, whose product is annotated as inositol polyphosphate-4-phosphatase type II B. Bases 24 to 2822 code for a protein of 932 amino acids. Lineage: Eukaryota; Metazoa; Chordata; Actinopteri; Perciformes; Serranidae. Gene Ontology annotation, cellular component: cytoplasm. The record is from RefSeq and is a predicted model, not a curated record. The transcript has 22 exons. Gene Ontology annotation, molecular function: phosphatidylinositol-3,4-bisphosphate 4-phosphatase activity.
GCACCCAACAACUGGGACACUGCAUGGUUGACAUGAAGGAGCUGAGUGCCAACCCUGAAGGACUGACCGCUGCCGGUGUUAUUCUAACACCCAAGCUGCCUCAGGUGGAGUUCAGCCUUGCCUGUAAUGAUCUGGUGGCCUCAGGCAGAGACAGGAAGCCCAAUGCUUUGGUCCAGGUGGCUGUCAUAGAUCCCCACAAGCAGCACCUCGUCUCUCAUGCCUGCACAGAGAUAGUGGAGGCGAACAAAGACCCGCUGUUUCUGACGGGGGUGACCUUCCCUUCAGAGUAUCCUGCUAGCCCGGAGACACUAGUCAAGCUAACUGUGUAUGAUGCAAAGGACAAGGCCCAGGAAUCAAGCAGCUUCCUGGGCAGUGCCACAUUUUCAGUAGGCGAUCUGCUGAGGGCUAAAGAUGAACGACUGACCUUGAGUCUCAGGUCAUCUGAUGGUGUGUGCACAGCAGGAACAGUGGUGGUGAGCCGUCUGAAGAUGGGGGAGAUGGAGGAAGUUGACGUUGACCACAUCACCACCGACAUACCGUCACACAAGUGUCCCUUGGUUUGUGAGUCUGCGUCCCAUGCCUGCAUCGACAGAGAAAAUAACCCACUCACAGGGCCAGUGUUCAAGAACCCGAUAUGCAAGGUGUACAGAUUUCAAACCGUGGACAGCAAGUGGAUGCUUGUGCGGGAACAAAUGGAGGAGUGCACGUUGUCCUUUAGCAUCCCCAAACAGCUGCUCUCGCUGUAUAUUCAGGAGGACAUGAGCAGGGUGCAGGACCUGAGGGAGCUGGGGGAGCUUUCUCCUCACUGGGACAACUUAAGGAAAGAGGUGAUGACACGAUACGGAGGAAUCAUCAGCUCCUACCAGGAGACUCUGGCUGAACUGGACAAGAUUACUGGUCGUUCGUUCAAGCCAAGCUGCUGCAAAGCCCAGAAAUCUCUGGAGUUCAUCCCAAUAAACUUGCACACCCAGAGGAUGAGGGUGACGUGCCCCAGAAAAACAGAUGCAUUCUAUGACAUUGUAACUGUCGGUGCCCCUGCAGCCCAUUUCCAGGGCUUCAAGUGUGGAGGUCUGCAGCGUCUCCUCAGCAGAUAUGAAGCAGAGAAAAAGAGCUUCAGCACUGCCUACCAGUGUAUCUACUACUCCCCAGAGCACACAGCCAAAGCUCAGGAGGUACUCAGCACCAUGAGCCUCCUCCAACCUCUCAUCACGAGCUUAGCGGACCAGCUCCUCCAGGCUGCCCAGGAGCACUCUUCCCCUGGACUGAGGGAUGCACUCAAGAACCUUUCUGACAAGACAGAACAAUUUGUUCACACACUUAAGGAUGAAUUGGUCAAAAGUGCGCUCUUGGCACUGCAUGCAGCACGACCCGGAUACGUUUCCAAGAACCAGAAGCAAAACGUGGUGCAAGGAGGCCAACACCAAGGCCACAUCCAACAGGACCAGAACCAGAGCCCAGUCCAGGGACUUCCAGGCCACAGUCCAACCAUGUCGAUCACUGACAACACACCUGUGUGUAAUAACGUGGAAGGAUCUCAGACCAUGACUAGAGGAGAAGGUGGGCCAUUAAAGCACCAAGACUCCAUACCACACCAUAAAGAGUACGACGAGGAGGAAUGGGACAGGGUGUGGGCCAACGUGGCCAAAUGUCUCAACUGUGUAAUCGCCAUGGUGGAUAAACUCCAGGAGGAAGACAACAGCAAGCAGGAGCCGGUCCCCGAGCAGCAGCUCGCUGAUGUCAUCACCUCACACAACCCCGGCGACUGGAGGGAGCAGCUGCGUCCUCUGGUGACCAGGUUAACUGAGUGUGUGAUGGAGGUGGUGGAGAAGGCAAAGAGAGCCAUGACCUUUGUGCUCCUGCAGGAGGCAGCCUGCAGCAUUCCACAGGGCUUCCUCCUCCAACAGAGGCGAGACUUGGUCUUCAGUCAGGCACUGGCAGCCUUAGCCUGUGGUUUUGUCAUGAGGCUGUAUGCAGGAAUGCAGGACCAAGGCUUCCUGAGGCAGCUCCACCUGGUUGGCCUGGUGGCCCAGUUUGAGAGUCUGCUCAGCACCUACAGUGAGGAGAUCGGCAUGCUGGAGGACAUGGAGGUUGGAAUCUCAGACCUGCAGAGAGUCGUGUUCCAGAUUACAGAGGCCAAGACAGACGACCUCAGUGACCUCCAGCCUUUAGUGUGUGGCCGACGAGACCACUUCACUGUAGAAGUGCCAUUACCACGACUGGUUUUCCAGACCUUGCCAGAGGAGAUCAAGGAGGGCAAACCUCUACGAGUAUUCCCGGUGCUGUUUAACGUGGGCAUCAAUGAACAGCAAACUAUAGCAGAGAGGUUUGGCGAUAUCUCUCUACAAGAAAGAAUAAACCAGAGGAACUUUGAGAUGUUAGAAGCCUAUUACAAAUCAUUAAGUGAAAAGGUGCCACUAGAAUGUCUACCGUGUUUUCAGACACAGACUGACAUAAAGGAAUUACUUGAAACCCUGGGCCAGAAUGUAGUUACAAAGAAGAGAAAGAAUGUGGAGAUACUAUGGAUUGCUGGAACGAUCUGCCGAAGGUUAAAUGGCAUCAGGUUUACCAGCUGUAAAAGUGCCAAAGACCGGACAUCCAUGUCUGUCACAUUAGAGCAGUGUGCUCUCCUACGUGAUGAACACCAGCUCAGCAAGGAUUUCUUCAUCCGUGCUCUGGACUGUAUGCGGAGAGAGGGAUGUCGCAUUGAGAAUGUUCAAAAGAAUAUUAGAGCCAGGAAAUAUGCCUUCAACAUGUUGCAGCUGAUGGCCUUUCCCAAGUGCUACCGACCACCGGAGGGGACGUACGGCAAAGUUGACUCUUGAGGCCGUAAGCCAUGUACUGUAAAACAAAAGCUUCAAAUGUAAAAAUGUUUUAUUGUUUGUAACCAAAACAAAAAAGUGCUGGAUUUUAUAUUUUGCUGAUGGUUGUUUAGUUUUUGGUUGCUCUGUUUUCUUUAGAUGUUAUGAUGUGGUUAUGUGUUAUUCCGUUCCCAAGCUGGAUUUGCCAACAUGUUAUGUGUAAAAUUGAUGCACUUUUCAUUGUUGCCUUGUUUAUUUUUCAUGACCUGAGCAGUGAUAAACAGUAACAGUGUAACUGUGGUCACACCAUAGCGUGUGGGUCAUAUCUGUGUGUGGCUGCACAGUACGUUAAUGAUCUGUUUUAAGACUUCAAGCAGUGCAUUUGUAUGACUGAAGAAUACGUAGUAUUAACUUAAAGGUCCAAUACCAGCUUGGUCUGAACUGUUUCAGAGGUGAUGACAUAUAAGAAAGCUCCACCCACUGACUGAUUAUCUUAAAAGCUUUAAACAGUUAUUGGACUUUUGAGUUGAGACUGUUUUUGUUAAAGCAGUGCGUCACACACAAAAUGACCAUUUGUUUAUUAAUAAGUCACGCAGUGUUACCCUGAAUUUGAGAAAUAACUUUUUGUGCAUGCCUUGACAGAAAACGGUGAACAUAUUGAUUUACUGACUGAUUGAGGACCCCGUUUAACAGCAGCAAAACUAUAUUAAAACAUCCGUUUACAAACUCGCACACAACUUGUGCAGUAUAAUCCAAGUCUCAUUUAUCCAGUUGUAUGCUCAGUACUUCCCAAACACAUGCAGGUUCGCUUGAAAAAACAACCUUAUCAGAGUCUGGCUUUGAAGAGAGCAUAGAUAAGUUUCUUAUCUAAGAGUUCAGUUUGAAAUAUUAAGGUUUAAGCGAAAGUGCAAGUGUUUGGAAAGUACUGAGCAUAUGACUAGACAAAUGAGACUUGGAUUAUACUGCACAAGUUGUGUGAGAAUUUGUAAACUGAUGUUUUGAUAUAGUUUUGCUGAUGUUAAAGGUGGUCCACAAUCAUUUAAUAAAUCAAUAUGUUCACUGUUUUCUGUGGAGUCAUGCAAGACAAAGUUUUCUUAAUGAAUUCAAGGUAACACGGCUGACUAACUAAUACACAAAUGGUCAUUUUUUGGGUGAAAUAUUUCUUUAGGUUAAUUGAUAACUCUAAAUUGUCCGUAGGUGUGAAUGUGAGCGUGAAUGGUUGGUUGUUUGGUUAGAAGAUUAAUGAAUAUACUGUUCCCAAGGCCAAGAAUAAACAUCCAUGCCUCAGUGAUUUUUGUGGUAUACAUACUGCUCUCCACAAUGACUUGGAAACAAACUGUUCAUAGCCUCAUUCCAUGUUUGGAUGUACCAAGUUUUCCAUGACGACUGUGCAACAUUCAGAACUGAAAUUGUAUCAUGCUCUACAGCAGUUGUUCCCAACUGGUGAGUCGCAGUGGUUCCCAACUGGUGGGUUGCAGUCCAGAAGUGGGUCUUGGGUCCAUCCUGAACACAAGUGACUCGCAAACAUGUCAAGUUUGCAAACAUCACACUUUAUUUUUAAGUACAGUGAAUUUCCGGUACAGAGCUUUGAUUUUAAAGUGCUGUUUCCUGCUGUAAAGUGAGGAGUAACGCACAGCUUCGUGACAGAGACAGCAUACUAGCUCGACAACAUGGCCAAACACAAGUAUGAUGCUGAAUAUAUUAAACUGUGUGGACCUUGAACUAAUGACUAAGGAGAAAUCUGGACCCUGUGGCAGGACCAGUUGGGAACCACUGCUCUACAGGAUUUCAUCCAUUCCCGCAGUUCUUAAACAACUGAUCUGCAAAUUGUAUAGCAUCACAUAUUCAGGUCUAAACUUGGCCUGUUUUUUAUUUCUUGACUUUUGCAUAUGUAUUUUCAUUCAUGUGUAAUAACAAACCAGUAUUUCAACCUGUUUCCUAACUCAUCCCACUUUGUUAAUGGUUGCACCUGAGCUUUUUCCAUAAUAUUUUUAUAUCUCGAGGUACAGGCCAGCGAAACCACAUGAGGCACAGGAGGAAGUUAGAUCAGGAUGAGGACCAUCGUUUCUAAAUGCUAUGUGUCAAAUUCAAUUAUUUAUUUUUGUAUUUUUAAGUGAUUUUAUAUUCUAAGGGUUGCUGCCUUGGACUUUAAUGCAUGUUUGAAAUGUAUUUGUUGUGUUAUACUGUACAUUGGAUAUUUACAAUUGUCUAUUUGAAAUUAAAUAAAACAAUGAAUUGACGUGGAUAUUUGUGAUUAUCAAAAGUCAAAAGUCUGAUGAAGAGCCUGACGCUCGAAACGUUACUCACCUGAAUAAAUUUCGACUGAGCAUUGGA